GGGCAAGUAUUUAUAGGGCAAAAAGGAGGGGUGGGUGAGAGAAGAGUUUGUUUGACAGACCCAGAGUGGAAGCUUUAUCCAGGAUGCCCGAGCCAGCUAAAAAAGCAGUGUCUGCCUUCGCUAAGAAACCCAAGACUCAGACAGCCGAGGUUGGCGCCACUGUGGUGUUCGAGGCCGAGGCCGAGAAGCCCGAUGCCAAGGUGCGCUGGCAGAAGGACGCCAAAGACCUCGCCACCAGUGACAAGUACGACAUCAAGGCGGACAGUGGCAAGCACUCCCUGACCAUAAAGGAUGUUGCCAAAGAAGAUGCGGCAGGAUACUGUGUGAUUGCUGGAGGGUCGAAGGUUAAAUUUGAGCUAAAGCUAAAAGAGCCAGAAGCGGUGAAGGAGGAGGCUGCUCCUGCUCCAGACCCAGCUCCUGCUGAUGCUGCCCCUCCCCCAGCAGAUGCCCCAGCCGAUGGGGCACCUCCAGAGCCAGCUGCCCCUGAAUCUGCCCCAGCUGUCCCUGAUUCCGCCCCAGCUGCCCCUGCCCCUGCCCCUGCCCCAGAGACCAACGGCCAUGGCACAGAUACCAACGCUGACCGGCGCAUGUCUGUGGACACUCGGCAGGACCUGACUGGGCUGUUUACAGAAAAGCCUCAGAGUGGGGACGUCACUGUGGGUGAGAACAUCAUCAUUGUGGCCAAGGUGAACGCAACCUCCCUGUUGAAGAAGCCCACAGUCAAGUGGUUCAAAGGAAAAUGGAUGGACCUGGCCAGCAAGUCUGGCAAACACCUGCAGCUGAAGGAGAUAUAUGACCGCAACACAAAGGUGUACACCUUUGAGAUGCACGUCAUCGGUGCCAAAGCCAACUUCGCUGGAGGCUACAGGUGUGAAGUGUCGUCAAGGGACAAGUUUGACAGCUGCAACUUUGAUCUGACUGUACAUGAGGCUCGUGCAGUGGAGGAGUUUGACAUCCGCGCCGCCUUCAGACGCACGAGCGCAAGUGGCGGUGGAAAAAAGAAGCACGGCGCUGGAAGUAGCAUAGAUGGAAGUGAGGAUGCGGGAGAGCUGGACUUCACCCAGCUACUCAAGAAGAGAGACAGUUCUUUAAAAGCUUCGCCGCGGGCAGUGCAGAGGAGGAAGGACGAGGAGGUGGACGUGUGGGACAUCCUGCAGAAGGCCCCGCCCACUGACUAUGAGAAGAUCGCCUUCCAGCACGGCAUCACCGACCUGCGCGGCAUGCUCAAGCGCCUGAAGAAGAUGAAGAAGCCUCAAGAGAAGAAGAGCGCUGCCUUCCUGAAGAAUCUGGACCCUGCCUAUCAAGUGGAAAAAGGACAGAAGAUCAAACUGGCCAUAGAGGUGGCUGACGCCAACGCUGACGUCAAAUGGCUGAAGAACGGGCAGGAGAUCAAGGCAUCUGGAAGCAAGUACAUCUUUGAAAGUGUGGGAAACAUGCGUUACCUGACCAUCAAUCACUGCUCCUUGGCCGACGACGCUACGUACACGUGUGUGGUAGGAGAGGAGAAGACGGCCACUGAGCUCUUUGUUAAAGAGCCUCCUGUGAUGAUUGUGCAAAACCUGGAGGAUCAGAUGGUGAUGAAGGGGGAGAGGGUGGAGUUUUUGUGUGAGGUGUCUGAGGAGGGAGCCACUGUGAAAUGGGAGAAAGACGGGGUGGAGCUGACCCGCGACGAGGCCUUGAAGUACCGCUUCAAGAAGGACGGGUGUAAGCACUACCUCAUCAUCAACGAGGUCAGCAAGGAGGAUUGUGGCAACUACCGCGUGAAGACCAACGGAGGGGAGUCAGUGGCCGAGCUGAUGGUGCAAGAGAAGGAACUGGAGGUGUACCAGAGCAUCGCAGACCUGACGGUGAAGGCCAAAGACCAGGCCGUGUUUAAGUGUGAGGUGUCUGACGAGAACGUCAAGGGCAUCUGGUACAAGAACGGAGUGGAGGUGAAGGCAGAUGCUCGUACACACAUCACACACAUCGGCAGCCAUCAUAAACUCACCAUAGAUGACGUGAAGCCAGAAGAUGAGGGAGACUACACAUUUGUCCCGGAGGGCCAUGCAUUUAACCUCUCAGCCAAACUCAACUUCGUCGAGGUCAAGAUUGACUAUGUACCGCGCCAGGAUCCUCCAAAGAUCCAUCUGGAUACCAUGGGCAAAACUCCAGAAUCCACCAUAGUGGUAGUAGCCGGAAACAAGCUGCGAUUGGACGUGCCAAUCACCGGAGACCCUGCCCCUACUGUGGUCUGGACAAAGGGUGAGAAGGUGAUGUCGGAGGCGGAUGGGCGUGUCCACGUGGAAAGCACUAAGGGCCACUGCAUCUUCACCAUCGAGGGGGCUGAGCGGCAGGAUGAGGGCGUGUACUCGGUGAUCGUACGGAACCCGGCAGGGGAGGACAAGGCUGACAUCACCGUCAAAGUCGUCGAUGUGCCCGAUCCACCUCAGACUCCCAGAAUCCUCAGCGUCGGGGAGGACUCGUGCGUCGUCGAAUGGGACCCUCCGUCCUUCGAUGGAGGAUCACCAGUGAUUGGUUACGUGCUGGAGAGGAAGAAGAAGAAGAGUUACCGGUGGAUGCGGUUGAACUUUGACCCCCACAAAGACACCACAUACACAGCUAAGCGGAUGAUUGAGGGCAUGGCCUAUGAGAUUAGGGUGUACGCUGUGAAUGCCAUUGGGAUGUCACGCCACAGCACCCCCUCCCAGCCGUUUGUGCCAGUAGCCCCCACCAGCGAGCCCAUGGCACUUUGUAUUGAUGACAUCAGCGACACGACCAUCUCACUGAAGUGGAAACCUCCGGAGAGGGUGGGCUCAGCCGAGCUCGAGGGCUACGGGGUCGAGUACUGCAUAGAGGGCACUCAAGAGUGGAUUCCCGCCUUUGAAGGUCUCACUGACCGCACCUCAGUCAUCAUCCGCAACCUGCCCACAGGCGAGAAGAUGCAGUUCCGCGUGCGAGCACACAACAUGGCCGGCCCCAGCGCCCCCACCAUGCUAGCCCAGCCCGUCACCAUCCGAGAGAUAAUGCAACGUCCCAAACUCUGGAUACCCCGUCAUCUGCGACAGACCCUGGUGAAGAAAGUCGGGGAGUCCAUCAACUUGGUGAUUCCCUUCCAGGGAAAACCCAGACCCAAAAUAACCUGGAAAAAAGAUGGCGAGGACCUGGACUCUAAGGCGGCCAGCAUUCGAAACAGCGAUACGGACAGCAUCCUCUUCAUCCGGAGGGCAGAUCGCAAGGAUUCUGGGAAGUACGACAUCAACCUGCAGAUCGAGAAUGUGGAGGACCAGGCAGACAUCAGCAUUCAGAUCGUCGAUUUACCUGCCGCCCCGCUGAGCGUGAAGAUUACAGAGGUGUGGGGCUUCAACGUGGCGCUGGAAUGGAAACCACCCAAGGACAAUGGCAACUGUGACAUCAUCGGCUACACUAUCCAGAAAGCAGACAAAAGAACCAUGGACUGGUACACGGUUUACGACCAGUACAGACGCACCAACUGUGUGGUGUCUGACCUCAUCAUGGGGAACGAGUAUGUGUUCCGCGCCUUCGCCAUGAACAUGGUGGGCAGCAGUGUUGAGCCCUGCACCACCGUAGAGAGUGCCUUCAUUCAGAAAACAGGCUUUGAGUACAAACCCCCCACCUAUAAGGAGCACGACUUCAAGGAGGCCGCCAAGUUCACUCACCCUCUGGUGAGCCGCUCCGUCAUCUGCGGCUACAACGCCACCCUCAGUUGCGCCGUCAGGGGCAUCCCCAAGCCCAAAAUCUCAUGGUAUAAGAACAGGAUGGACGUUUCCUAUGACGCCAAGUUCCGGACGUUCAGCAAGCAGGGUGUUCUGACGCUGGAGAUCCGUAAGCCCUGUACAUUCGACAGUGGGGUGUACAUGUGCAAAGCGGUCAACGAGGGCGGAGAGGACAUGAUCGAGUGCAAACUGGAGGUUCGCCCCCCACCCAAGGAGGCACCCAAGGAAGAACUCAAGAAGUGAGAGCCCUUCAGUGGCCACUCCUAGUUUUGGACAGACAGGCUCCAGCUGAAGAUGCCCCCAUUGCCCCCUUCUUCCUGUUCUCCUGCACCCCCAGAGGCUACUUCUGCCCCCCUGAGAUGAUGCUUAUCAUGUGACAUUGCUGAAGGAUUUAAUUGAAUGUAAUCCCCCCCUGCACUUCGCCGCUCUUUGUGUUUCAACUCCAUGUUGUACGUAGCUUAGCAUUACCCUAUUAGCAUGACUCCAAGUCACUAUCCUUGUCAUUCUCCAUUAAACCUCCUCUACCAUUACAUUUGUCGGGGUUCUUCAAUUUUCCAUCUUUUGUCCUUAUUGUCUGUCUUUUUGUUUGGUUUUCUGUGCUGAAGGAUUUGUGACAGAGAGAUGAGGAGCCUUGGCAAUUUGUCCUUGGUUGUCCUUUUAAUGCGGAGGGUGGGGGUGGCAGCUAAAAUACAAAUUUUCCUUCAUCUCACCUAGGGUAUAUUUAUUUAUUGCUGCAGUCUAUGAUAAAUAAACUUGUUUUUGUGGAUGCUA
Molecule: messenger RNA, 4484 nt
Organism: Clupea harengus (Atlantic herring)
Lineage: Eukaryota; Metazoa; Chordata; Actinopteri; Clupeiformes; Clupeidae
Gene: mybpc3
Product: myosin binding protein C3
Exons: 33
Coding region: 84-3956 (1290 amino acids)
Biological process (GO): ventricular cardiac muscle tissue morphogenesis; sarcomere organization
Cellular component (GO): M band
Molecular function (GO): myosin heavy chain binding
Source: RefSeq, a predicted model, not a curated record